CCGCACGCGCGCGCUCCCGAACGUCCCCGGGAGCCGAGCCAGCGCGAGCGGAGCCGGGCGCGCACGAGUGAAAAGGAGGCGGCGGCGGCUGCUGCUGCUGCUGCUGCUACUACUGCUGCUGCCAGCAACAGAUCCCAGCGCCCGCAGCAGACCUGCUCUUCUGUUGGGCGGUUCCCACUCCCUCCCUGCUCAUUUCAAACGAAUUUAUUACAUUUGAGAAAUCUUGCUUUUUUAAAAAAAAUUUUAUUCUCUCAUGGCGCUGGCCCCAGGUCCGCGGGAGGUUUUCUCCACUUCAAGAUGGGCUUUGCCAUUUCCGUCUUGGACACCAAUGGUGGCCUGAUUGUCAGUUUUCUCCAGGCGUUUUUAAGGCUAGCAGGCGAGCGCUGCACGUAGGCGAGUCCCUCUCCUGAGCGGGUUGACUCAUCUUCGUCCUUAUUCGGGGGCAGAACCAGUGGCCUCGUGCUCCCCGUCCUCUUUGCAGAAGGGACCGCGUAGUCAGAGGCGGCUUGCCCCAAGGGUGAGAUUCCUCCCGGGGUGAGCGGGUGUGUGUGCCCUCCCUGCCGGCGCCGGGAAAAUGGAGGCUGUGAUUGAGAAGGAAUGCAGCGCGCUCGGAGGCCUCUUCCAGACCAUAAUCAGCGACAUGAAGGGGAGCUAUCCAGUUUGGGAAGAUUUCAUAAACAAAGCAGGAAAGCUGCAAUCUCAGCUUCGAACAACAGUAGUCGCAGCAGCUGCCUUCUUGGAUGCCUUUCAGAAAGUGGCUGACAUGGCUACCAGCACACGUGGUGGCACCAGGGAGAUCGGCUCUGCUCUCACCAGGAUGUGCAUGAGGCAUAGAAGCAUAGAAGCCAAGCUGAGGCAGUUUUCCAGUGCAUUGAUUGAUUGUCUGAUAAACCCACUUCAAGAACAGAUGGAAGAAUGGAAGAAAGUGGCCAAUCAGCUGGAUAAGGAUCACGCAAAAGAAUAUAAAAAAGCUCGGCAAGAAAUAAAGAAGAAGUCCUCUGAUACACUGAAGCUGCAGAAGAAAGCAAAGAAAGUGGACAUUCUCGGGAGAGGUGAUAUCCAGCCUCAAUUGGACAGUGCUCUUCAAGAUGUCAAUGAUAAAUAUCUCUUGUUGGAAGAAACAGAAAAGCAGGCUGUCCGGAAAGCUUUGAUUGAAGAACGUGGCCGGUUCUGCACCUUCAUCUCUAUGCUGCGGCCUGUGAUUGAAGAAGAAAUCUCAAUGCUAGGGGAAAUAACUCACCUUCAGACUAUAUCGGAAGAUCUGAAAAGCCUGACUAUGGACCCUCACAAACUGCCCUCUUCAAGUGAACAGGUGAUUUUGGAUCUGAAAGGUUCUGACUACAGUUGGUCAUACCAGACACCACCCUCUUCCCCCAGCACCACCAUGUCCCGCAAGUCAAGUGUUUGCAGCAGCCUGAAUAGUGUCAACAGCAGCGACUCUCGGUCCAGCGGCUCCCAUUCCCAUUCUCCCAGCUCACACUACCGCUACCGCAGCUCCAACCUGGCCCAGCAGGCACCUGUGCGACUGUCCAGCGUGUCCUCCCAUGACUCAGGAUUCAUCUCUCAGGACGCCUUCCAGUCCAAGUCACCGUCCCCCAUGCCACCAGAGGCCCCCAACCAGAACUCAUCCAGCUCGGCCUCCUCUGAAGCCUCUGAAACCUGCCAAUCAGUGAGCGAGUGCAGCUCGCCUACCUCGGUCAGCUCAGGCUCUACCAUGGGCGCCUGGGCAUCCACUGAGAAGUUGUCUAACGGGUUUUCUCACAGUAGUUUAUCAAGUGAGUCCCAUGUGGGGCUCAUGGGGACAAACCUUUUCCCUCAUUGCCUGCCUGCCUCCCGCCUGCUCCCUCGGGUCACCUCUGUCCACCUUCCAGACUACGCUCAUUAUUACACCAUUGGGCCCGGCAUGUUCCCGUCAUCUCAGAUCCCUAGCUGGAAGGACUGGGCCAAGCCUGGACCUUAUGACCAGCCUCUGGUGAACACCCUGCAGCGCCGCAAGGAGAAGAGGGAGCCAGACCCCAACGGAGGAGGAUCUACAGCCUCGGGUGGUGUACCUACAGCUGCCGAUGAGGUUCAGCGACCUCGCAGCAUGACUGUAUCAGCAGCUACCAGGCCUGGUGAGGAGAUGGAGGCUUGUGAGGAAUUGGCCCUGGCCCUGUCUCGAGGUCUCCAGCUCGAUACCCAGAGGAGCAGCAGAGACUCACUUCAGUGUUCCAGUGGCUACAGCACCCAGACGACCACACCGUGUUGUUCUGAGGACACCAUCCCCUCCCAAGUUUCAGAUUAUGAUUAUUUCUCAGUAAGUGGUGACCAGGAAGCAGAUCAACAAGAGUUUGACAAAUCCUCCACCAUUCCAAGGAACAGUGACAUCGGCCAGUCAUACCGACGAAUGUUCCAAGCCAAGCGUCCAGCAUCAACUGCUGGUCUCCCCACCACUCUUGGACCUGCUAUGGUCACACCAGGAGUUGCAACCAUCCGACGGACCCCUUCUACCAAGCCUUCUGUCCGCCGAGGGACCAUUGGAGCUGGUCCCAUUCCCAUCAAGACACCUGUGAUCCCUGUCAAGACCCCAACUGUCCCAGACCUCCCUAUGAUGUUGCCUGCCCCUCCAGAUGGGCCAGAGGAACGGGGUGAGCAUAGCCCUGAGUCACCAUCUGUAGGUGAGGGCCUUCAAGGUGUCAUCAGCAUGCCCUCCUCACUGUGGAGUGGCCAAGCUGCCAUUAACCCUCCUCUUCCAGGCCUAAAGUCAAGUAUCCCUGAGGAGCAUAGACAGGUGAUUCCAGAAAGUGAGGCUGAAGAUCAGGAAAGGGAUCCCUCAAAUGCCACUGCCUCCCCAGGUCAGAUUCCAGAGAGCGAUCCUGCAGACCUGAGUCCAAGAGAUGCUCCCCAAGGAGAAGAUAUGCUGAACGCCAUCCGAAGGGGUGUGAAACUGAAGAAGACCACAACAAAUGACCGCUCAGCCCCUCGCUUCUCCUAGGUUCUCUAAGGUUCACAAGUAAUGUUGCCAGUGGGGAAGGGACUGUUUAAUUAAUAAAACCAUUGUCUUGAUCCAUUCCAGUCAAAUAAUCAAACAAGACUUUAUAGGCAACCCAGAAUACAGCUCUUUUGAAAGUACUCAACACCUUUAGAUAAGAAAAGCAACAUGUAACUGACAUAAUCUUGAUCUUUUAAUUUGUAAAUACUGACAACUUUAUUUCUGCACAUUUUAAUCUUAAUUUCUUUCUCUCUUGAUUUUUCUGAAGGUGCCAAAUUCCAUUUAACUUUUUUACAAAUCUUUGUAAAAUUUUAAAUGCAUAGGGGGGGGCCGCUCAGGGCAGGGGAACCACCAAGUAGUUAAUUUCAGAAAAGUGGUAACUAUAUUUACUUUUCUUUUUUCCUGCAAGCUUUUUUAGAUGCAUUGUAGUAGUCUGACUUAGAAGCAAAUCCAAGUUAUUUUAAUGUACAAAUGGGUAUGGGUAAAAAAAACAAAAACAAAACUUCAUUUAAAUAUACUAUGUUCUAGAUGAAAAUUAAAAAAAAAGAGCAGGAAUAACAAUAAGCACUAUUCAGAGUGAAGUAAAUCUGGAAGUGGUAGACUGUUUUGGGAUUGGGGGGAGGGCCAUGGGAGGGACACACUGUCAACAUAGUCGAUCCUGUUAAAUACAUUUAAGAGUAGCCAUGUAGGUUGAGUUUCUAGUAGCUUCAUGGUAAAUGCAUCCAAAUAAGCCAUACCGGAUUGCAGUGUUUUUUUCUGUAGGACUUCAUUUCUCCCAUGACUCCUCUUGACUGCACAAGCACCCACCUCCAGCCCUGUGCAUGCUGCUGCCUCUGGGUAGACAUAGAAUGCCCUACUUUUUUGUUUCUUGUCUAUUGUACCCACCUUCAUUGAAUCCAAAUACAUCACAAAGGGUAAGGCAGUUUGUAAAAUGUGAAAACAUAAAAUAAAAAUAAAAAAAAAAGCAGGGAAUUCUUAGAUAUAGCCAAUGCCUUUUACUUUUUACUUAACUGUGCCUAGCAGGCUGGGUGCAUUAAAAAGCCCAAAUAUUUUGGAAAAAAAAAAAACAAAAAAACAUACAGAUUUAACAAGGGUAACCAGCUUUGAGUCUAGCAACUUGCCAAUGUGUUUACCAAUCUAGGGGGCUUGUUUUUCUUUUCUUUUUUUUUUUAAAUAAAUGGCAGUUAAUUGGCUUCCUACUAAACACUCAAGAGAGGAGGAUUCAUGUAUUGUCACUGGGAAUCUGGCCACUACACUUCUACCCUCCCCCUUUUAUUUUCUGUAUUCUAGGCAAUGUUUUUUGGAAUGGAUUUAUGUCUUUUCUUUAAGUGAAAUCCCUAAAGCCAACAGAGAUAUGUAGAUCAGAAAAGCUGUUCACAUUUGGAGAAGAUAACUGUGUGCAAGCAAGCAAAGCCCCUUAGCAGCUGGGUCAGUUGAUAGUAUCAUGUUACUGUAUCUGAUGGAUCCCACAGAUCCUACAAAUUUCUGUUGGUCUAAUCUACAACCACAUAUUAUGCUUUAAUACAUAACUGCAAUGGAUGUGACAGUAAUACACCUGUUGUAUAGUUGUUGUUCUAUAUAUUAACAUUUAACACUGCUGUGAUUGCUCAAGGACAUUUUAUGUUCAGCUUUAAAGCAAAGGCAUGGUUUAUUAGAAACAAAGCUUUUUUUUUUUCUUUGAAAAACAAGCUCCUUUUACAGAAUAUAAUCAACAGUAGUGCCUGUGGUUUAGCCCACCAAUCUUGAGAACUAAAAGUAGCUGAUGCGUUGUGCAUAUGAUGCUUGAGAUGGUUUUUGCCAGAGCAGAAAUCACUGCAAGGUAAUCACAAUAGAUAACAGUGGUAUUUUAAACCUUUGAAAUAAACAGUUGUCACUGUACCUUGGUACAGCUUUUCACUUGUUUAGUUUUUAAAAGUUAGUAUAAUCUGAAUAAAUUUAAUAUAAAAUGUUGCCAAAUUUAAUGUAGAAAGAAUGUGACAAAACACCUUGGGUAGUUCUGUUUGUGUUUUUGCAUAUUGUAAAAGCAGUGUCACAGCUAAAAAUAAAGAAAUCCUUUCUAAAGGUAAA
Molecule: messenger RNA, 5038 nt
Organism: Erinaceus europaeus (western European hedgehog)
Lineage: Eukaryota; Metazoa; Chordata; Mammalia; Eulipotyphla; Erinaceidae
Gene: MTSS1
Product: MTSS I-BAR domain containing 1
Exons: 16
Coding region: 575-2974 (799 amino acids)
Biological process (GO): plasma membrane organization; positive regulation of actin filament bundle assembly; adherens junction maintenance
Cellular component (GO): actin cytoskeleton; cytoplasmic side of plasma membrane
Molecular function (GO): phospholipid binding; actin binding
Source: RefSeq, a predicted model, not a curated record